UCGUCUUGGCGCGCACUCGCUUAACGACUUCAAUUUGAACCUCCCCGCCUAUCUUUUGUCCAUAACCAUUAACGACCAACGACAACACCGGCUCACGCAUCCUGAACAUCUCGCCCCCGAAGUUCAGACACGCAUAACAGCUAGUCGACAACAUGGCCGCCACCCAGGGAGCUAUUUCCAAGCGCAGGAAGUUCGUUGCUGACGGUGUUUUCUACGCCGAGCUCAACGAGUUCUUCCAGCGCGAACUCGCCGAGGAGGGUUACUCCGGUGUCGAGGUCCGCGUCACGCCCACCGUCACCGACAUCAUCAUCCGGGCAACGCACACACAAGAGGUUCUCGGCGAGCAGGGCCGCCGCAUCCGUGAGCUCACCUCGCUCAUCCAGAAGCGCUUCAAGUUCCCCGAGAACUCGGUGUCCCUGUACGCCGCCAAGGUGCAGAACCGCGGUCUCUCCGCCGUCGCUCAGUGCGAAUCCCUCCGCUACAAGCUCCUCAACGGUUUGGCCGUCCGACGAGCAUGCUACGGUGUGCUGAGGUUCAUCAUGGAGAGCGGCGCCAAGGGUUGCGAGGUCGUUGUUUCCGGUAAACUCAGGGCUGCCCGUGCCAAGUCCAUGAAGUUCACCGACGGCUUCAUGAUCCACUCCGGUCAACCCGCCAAGGACUUCAUCGACGAGGCUACCCGCCACGUUCUCCUCCGCCAGGGUGUCCUCGGUAUCAAGGUCAAGAUCAUGCGCGGUGCUGACCCCGAAGGCAAGGCCGGCCCGGCCAAGACCCUCCCCGACUCCGUCACCAUCAUCGAGCCCAAGGAGGAGCAACCCGUUGUGCAACCCAUGUCCCAGGACUACGGCGCCAAGGCGCUCGCUGCCCAGCAGGCGGCGGACCAGCAGAGGCAAUCGGAGCAGCAGGAGGGCGAGGGUGCGCCGGCGGAGACCUACGCAGAGGAAUAGAGUAGAGCAAAGCAUCAAUUUCCCAGGCAUCAUCUUCAUUCGAUCCAUCGAUUCAUGUGUGGAUGUUGGGGGGGCGAGCGGGGCAGUCAAUAACUUUCCAAACGGGGCGAAAUCAAUUGGUUGCGGGGUUUCUUCUCUCUUCAAUGGCUUUAUUAUAAAUCCAAAAUCACUGACAAAACGGGGGUUUUUCGAUGAAUAAUAUCAAGCCAACAACGAAAUGACCAUGGUUAUCACGAUUUGAAAGAGGGACUCGGUGCUUCCUUAUAUCCAGUUCUCCUUUUCUACUUUUUUUUUACCUUUUGCGAUUUACUUCUUCCUUGAUGGCGUCGACCUUCUCUUUCAACUCUUGAUUUGAUUGACGUACAUUGAGGAGCAUAUGGAGUUUUUCCCAAAACAAAAACAAAAGACAUUAGGGUGAAUUUCUUAUCUAGUACAGCGCCGUAGUGUACUCUUUCUAGUCGGGAAAGAGACCAUAAAAUGCAUCAAAACACGAACUUGACUAAACAUGCACUUCCAGCUCUUCUCUCGCGCUGUCUGCGUUGUGUGAUGUUCAACACAAGAGUAUUUUUACCUGUGGCAAAGUCCCAUUAUACACUUUCUAGUCGGUGUUCUCUCUCUCUCAUACACACAUAAGAUGACAGAUAACACGGCACACGCACCCCUUCUGUCCCCCCCCAACAGGCAUCACCCGAUCAUCAGUCUGUUGGGCCAAAAACUACAUGAACUCAACAUAGUAACA
Molecule: messenger RNA, 1683 nt
Organism: Periconia digitata
Lineage: Eukaryota; Fungi; Ascomycota; Dothideomycetes; Pleosporales; Periconiaceae
Source: the annotation of a GenBank genome assembly